Molecule: messenger RNA, 2090 nt
Organism: Asparagus officinalis (garden asparagus)
Lineage: Eukaryota; Viridiplantae; Streptophyta; Magnoliopsida; Asparagales; Asparagaceae
Product: biotin carboxylase 1, chloroplastic-like
Exons: 16
Coding region: 186-1787 (533 amino acids)
Molecular function (GO): ATP binding; ligase activity; metal ion binding
Source: RefSeq, a predicted model, not a curated record
CUUACGGAGAAGACCAUAAACCCAGUCAUUCUGAAGCAGCGGAGCUUCCAAGGUCUGACUCCCCUCGAUCUCAUCGAUCUCUAAACUUCUUUUUCUCUCUAAAAAUCCCUCUCACUGUAAACCCACUUCAUCUUCCCCCUCAAAUCUCUCUAAAUUUCCCAGUUUUUAAGGGAUUUAGUCCGAGAAUGGACUCUAUGAUUGUAAGCAAGCAUGCGUGCUUGGCUCCGGGGUUAUUCAUAGGACCAACCAGAGGAAUCAGGAGUUCACAAUGCAGCUUCCUGGCUGGAAAAUUUCCAAAUUUUCAGAAGAUGACCUUUCCAAAGCAGAGAGCUAUAUGUAUGGUACGAAAAUCUAAGAACGGCGGCGGAGCUUUGAAUACAACUUGUGGAGAUGAGAAGAUUCUGAUAGCAAACCGAGGCGAGAUCGCUGUGCGAGUUAUUAGAACUGCACACGAGAUGGGGAUACCUUGUGUUGCCGUUUACUCCACAAUAGAUCAGGAUGCUCUUCAUGUGAGGCUUGCAGAUGAGGCGGUGUGCAUCGGUGAAGCACCAAGCAGUCAAUCGUACUUGUUUAUUCCAAAUGUAUUAUCUGCUGCCGUUAGCCGUGGGUGCACUAUGUUGCACCCUGGGUAUGGUUUCCUUGCUGAGAAUGCUGGUUUUGUAGACAUAUGCAGAGAGCAUGGUAUCAACUUCAUUGGACCUAAUCCGGACAGCAUCAGGGUUAUGGGUGAUAAAUCUACUGCUAGGGAAACAAUGAAGAAAGCAGGUGUUCCAACUGUACCUGGAAGUGAUGGACUAUUGCAGAGCACAGAAGAGGCUACCAGGUUAGCAGAUGAAAUUGGUUAUCCUGUGAUGAUAAAGGCAACUGCCGGAGGUGGAGGGCGUGGAAUGCGACUCGCUAAGGAACCUGGGGAGUUUGUAAAACUGCUUCAGCAAGCUAAGAGUGAGGCUGCAGCUGCAUUUGGAAAUGAUGGGGUUUAUUUGGAAAAGUACAUCCAGAAUCCAAGGCAUAUUGAGUUCCAGGUUCUUGCUGAUAAGUAUGGAAAUGUUGUCCAUUUUGGGGAGCGUGAUUGCAGUAUCCAGAGAAGAAACCAAAAACUUCUUGAGGAAGCUCCAUCUCCUGCUUUAACCCCAGAAUUGCGUAAAGCAAUGGGUGAUGCAGCGGUAGCAGCUGCAGCAUCUAUAGGUUAUAUUGGUGUUGGCACCGUGGAAUUUCUAUUAGACGAAAGAGGUUCAUUCUACUUCAUGGAAAUGAACACCAGGAUCCAGGUUGAGCACCCUGUUACUGAAAUGAUUUCUUCAACUGAUUUGAUUGAAGAGCAAAUCCGUGUUGCUCUUGGAGAGAGAUUAACAUACAAGCAGGAGGAUAUUGUUCUUAGGGGGCAUUCGAUUGAGUGCCGUAUAAAUGCAGAGGAUGCCUUUAAAGGGUUCCGGCCAGGGCCAGGGAGGAUCACUGCAUAUUUGCCUUCAGGAGGUCCAUUUGUAAGAAUGGACAGUCAUAUUUAUCCAGAUUAUGUUGUUCCCCCGAGCUAUGACUCCCUAUUAGGAAAGCUUAUUGUGUGGGCUCCAACUAGGGAGAAGGCCAUCGAACGAAUGAAAAGAGCUCUUGAUGACACUGUUAUUACAGGAAUCCCUACAACAAUUGAUUACCAUAAACUAAUCCUUGAUAUCGAGGACUUUAGAGAUGGAAAGGUUGAUACUGCAUUCAUACCUAAGCAUGAGAAUGAAUUGGCUGCUGUGACUCCACAAAAAAUAGUGGUAGCCACACCGGAGAAAGUGUUAGCUUAGGUGACAGUCUUUAUUGCUCAAAUCUUUGAGGCUAAUGAGAGUAACCACGACGAUGGACAAUUUCCCCUAUUUGGUUUUCACCUUUAAAUUGUUCAAGAAAGUCUUUGAAAUAGUUGUAAUAUGUUUCAUGGUCAAGUCAUUUGAACCCUCUUCUUUUUUAUCAGAUUACACUGCAAUUUUGUGAACCCUUUUUUCUUUUUUUUUUGGUAAGAUCAUUGAAAGAAAUAUGAUGUUUCUGUGUAUUGGUUGGUCCAAAUUUGGGUUUAAUACAAUAAUAUGUUGAUGUAAAUAUCUUGGGUGAUA